This is a messenger RNA of Aspergillus welwitschiae, 1331 nucleotides long. RefSeq lists its product as uncharacterized. The transcript has a single exon. NCBI's taxonomy places the organism in Eukaryota, Fungi, Ascomycota, Eurotiomycetes, Eurotiales, Aspergillaceae. The record is from RefSeq and is a predicted model, not a curated record. Gene Ontology annotation, biological process: fatty acid metabolic process. The coding region runs from base 136 to 1152 and encodes 338 amino acids. Gene Ontology annotation, molecular function: oxidoreductase activity, acting on the CH-OH group of donors, NAD or NADP as acceptor; NAD+ binding.
CUGCUACUUCGAUCAACAUAUACCCCAGACUGUCGUAAAACUUGCACAGUUCAUGCAGUUGGUACUAUAUGCAAUCUUUCAAGGACAAGCUCACAGCUUCAACAAGUCGUACAAGUCCUUGGUAGUACCAUCAACAUGUCAGUCAACAGUUCACAGCGAAUAGCCUUGAUCGGUUUGGGAACCAUCGGCAUAUCCAUGGCAGCGCUUCAUCUCUCUCGUGAGAGCAACGUGGUUGAUGUAUUCGACACCCGACCGGAUUUCGAAGACUAUAUCCACAAGACACUGCCAAUCUACAUGAGCGAGCUUCCAUCAACGACUACUGACUCUAAAUUAAGUCCUGAUCCUCAACCACCAACAAUGUCAUUGGUAGCGUCCCUUAUCUCUUCCGGCCGUCUACGGAUUCACUCGACUCUAGAAAGCGCAUGCGCGUCGGCCACCAUUGUCCAGGAGCAGGGACCAGAGAACGUCGACUGGAAGCAGUCUGCCUGGGCCCGGAUUGAAGCAGUAGCCCCGCCUUCUGCCCAUCUCUGGACAAGCACAUCUGGAAUUGCCGCUUCCAUUCAGCAAGCUAAGACGCAGGACAAGACUCGUCUGCUUGUUGUGCAUCCAUUCAACCCACCGAAUAUCAUGCCUCUUCUGGAGAUUGUGCCGGCUCCAGGAACCUCUGCGGAACGGGUGGAGUUUGCUCGUGAAUACUUCUCUCUACCUGGGUCAAGGCAUAGGCCCGUGGUCAUCCAAAAAGAGAUUCCAGGAUUUGUGGGCAAUCGGUUGGCGUUCGCGCUACUACGGGAAGCUUGCUAUCUGGUUCAAGAAGACGUGGUAAACGCAAAGGACCUGGACACGAUAUUGAUGGCUAGUCUGGGACCCAGAUGGGCUGGGAAUGGUGUGUUUGAGAGCUACCAGCAUGGUGGUGGAGAAGGUGGAAUAGGCUCCUUCCUGGAUAAGCUUGGUGGCACCAUGCAAACCGUCUGGGAUGGGCAGGGGAGAGUAAACGUGGAGGGCGACGAAAGAACGGAGUGGAAGGAAAAGGUCGUUGCGCAAGUGAACGAAGCCUAUGGAACACUGUCUGCGGAGCAAAUCCAGAUAAAGGAGGCACGGUUGAAGGAUAUCAUAGGGAUCCAGACGAAGGAUUACAGCCGCGAUGGACCAUAAUUAUGAGGGGAACAGGCAUGAUGAUAACUCCUGGAAACUGAUGCCCGCGGGAGCUUGGUUGAUGGCGGCCUUUAAAGCCCGGGUUGUUGACCAAAGCGAUGUUUCACUGAUUCUUGGGAGUCCACAACAUGUAAUCAUUCGUGAAAUGAGUAGUCUCACAUUAUGUUUAUGAAAGUAGC